This is a messenger RNA of Verruconis gallopava, 1640 nucleotides long. RefSeq lists its product as uncharacterized. NCBI's taxonomy places the organism in Eukaryota, Fungi, Ascomycota, Dothideomycetes, Venturiales, Sympoventuriaceae. The transcript has 4 exons. The record is from RefSeq and is a predicted model, not a curated record. Gene Ontology annotation, cellular component: membrane. Bases 76 to 1518 code for a protein of 480 amino acids.
CUCUCAACAGGCUCCUGCGACAACAUAAGCCUACUCUCAGCUCUACAUCAAGUACACACAGCUUCUUCGCGCAGUAUGGGUGCAUUGCUCUCGAUACCCUUCCUCGCUGUGCCUAGCCUGAGCACUGUCGGCACCUUUGCCGCAUCGUGUUGCGGCGCCGCGACAUGCUCCGCAGUAUGCAGCGCCUGCGGGAAGUGCAACAACAGUAUCGCCACCCGCAUCGCGUAUGCUCUCAUCUUACUCGUCAACUCGAUCAUAUCUUGGCUCAUGCUCACCGACUGGGCCGUCAAGAAGCUUCAGCAUCUCACGCUCGACUACAUGACUAUUACAUGCAACGGGAAGGACUGCUACGGCUUUGUGGCCGUACACCGCAUGAACUUCGCGCUCGGCUCGCUGCACCUCCUUCUCGCACUUAUGCUGCUCGGCGUGCAGUCAUCCAAGGACAAGCGUGCGCCAAUCCAGAACGGUUUCUGGGGUCCUAAGAUUGUCGGCUGGCUCCUGCUCGUCGUAGUCUCUUUCCUGAUCCCGGACGGCUUUUUCAUCACUUGGGGCAACUAUGUCGCCCUUGUCGGUGCCAUCCUCUUCCUGCUGCUCGGUCUCAUCUUACUCGUCGAUCUUGCCCACUCCUGGGCGGAGCACUGCCUCGAGAGGAUCGAUGCCACAGAGUCGAGAGCUUGGCAGAUUGCCCUGGUGGGCUCAACAGUGUCCAUGUAUCUGGCGAGCUUGGUUAUGACGAUUGUCAUGUACAUCUUCUUCGCAGGCAAGAACUGUUCCAUGAACCAGGCUGCCAUCACGAUCAAUCUACUCUUCUGUCUUGGCAUCUCCGUUCUCUCAAUCCACCCGACAGUGCAAUCAUAUAACCCACGAGCGGGCCUCUGCCAGUCGGCUAUGGUCGCUAUCUACUGCACCUAUCUCACUAUGUCCGCCGUGGGAAUGGAGCCUGACGACCAACACUGCAACCCGCUGGUACGCGCUCGUGGCACCCGUACAGCUUCCAUCGUCCUCGGUGCCAUCGUGACGUUCCUCACCAUGGCCUGGACAACAACUCGCGCCGCGACAUAUGGCCUAGCUCUUGGGGCCAAGGGCAACUCAUACUCCUCCCUCCCCCAGGAAGACUACGAGCACGGCCUUGUCACUCAGCAACCUUCUUCUCGCCGUGAGAUGCGCGCCGCAGCACUGCGCGCCGCCGUUGAGUCCGGCUCCCUGCCGGCAUCGGCACUCGAAGAAGACAGCGACGACGAGUCAGAUAACGGCGGAGGCUCCGGCCCACGCGACGAUGAACGCAGCGCUACACAGUACAACUAUUCUAUGUUUCACAUCAUUUUCCUGCUGGCGACGAUGUGGAUCGCCACGCUGCUCACUAUGAACGUGAAGCCCGAGGAGGGACAGAAAUUUGUUCCUGUGGGUAGGACGUACUGGGCCAGCUGGGUCAAGAUCAUUAGUGCGUGGGUGUGCUACGGCAUAUAUGGGUGGAGUCUCAUUGCACCGGCUGUGCUUCCGGACCGAUUUGACUAUUGAGCUAUUUCUAACAUCGAUCUCGUGGUUGGAGGCAAUCCGGGAGUGUACAUAACAUGUGGGAUGGCUGGAUGACUGGCUUAAUGGCGUUCUUAUGUAGAGCAAUAAACAUUCGUUUUGUGCAA